Messenger RNA from Lachnellula hyalina, 2073 nucleotides. RefSeq names its product Tyrosine-protein phosphatase (gene cdcA). Gene Ontology annotation, biological process: microtubule cytoskeleton organization; positive regulation of cytokinesis; regulation of exit from mitosis. Gene Ontology annotation, cellular component: centrosome; mitotic spindle midzone; mitotic spindle pole body. Gene Ontology annotation, molecular function: protein tyrosine/serine/threonine phosphatase activity; protein serine/threonine phosphatase activity. The transcript has 3 exons. The record is from RefSeq and is a predicted model, not a curated record. Lineage: Eukaryota; Fungi; Ascomycota; Leotiomycetes; Helotiales; Lachnaceae. Bases 1 to 2073 code for a protein of 690 amino acids.
AUGACUCCUGCCGUCAAGUAUGGGCAGAUCAUCGAGUAUAUCCCAGCGUCGUCAGUUGGCGCAACAUUAUUACACAUUGCUAGCAUAUCCUUCCUAAUGGAUUAUGAUUCUAUGGUUAAAUGGGCUGCAUCUGUAUCUGGCGGCGAGGAAUACGAACUGAGCGCAUCACAACAAUCACAACAACAACAACAGCGCCCGCCAGCGCAACCCACUCGUCCGUUCAUUGUGCUAACCUUCACAGACCGACUGUAUCUAGCAUCCUAUACUACACCGCCAACCCCCGACACUCUCUUCCCAUAUCCUGAUCGCCAACCUACCCGAAGAUCCCCUAGCAAGCGGUCAACUAGAGCUGUGGAUGGUCCUUCCGCUGUGGUGUCAGAGAGAGAUCGCACCCCUCCCCACUAUUUCUCCAUCGACGAUUCAUUGUUAUACAAUGCCUUCCACCACGAUUUUGGACCACUGCAUAUUGGACACCUGUACCGAUUCGCUGUCCAAUUCCAUGAUAUUCUUGGUGCACCGGAGAAUGUAGGCAAGCCAGUCGUAUUCUGGAGCAAGGCCGAUGCACGAAGCCGAGCAAACGCUGCCUGUAUUCUUGCCUCGUACAUGGUCCUCAUCCAGUCAUGGGCACCACAUCUUGCGCUUGCGCCAAUAGCACAAGCCGACCCACCUCUCAUGCCUUUCCGCGACGCAGGCUACAGUCAAGCAGACUACGGGAUUACGGUACAAGAUGUUGUAUAUGGUGUUUGGAGAGCAAAGGAGCAAGGGUUCUGCGCAUUGCCAUCAUUUGAUCUUGAGGAAUAUGAAAGAUAUGAACGGGUAGACCAGGGGGACUUUAAUUGGAUAACACCGGACUUCCUCGCAUUCGCAUCACCACAACAUACUCCUGUUGCGCCAAUACUGCCAUCUUCUCCACUAUAUUCGACGCUUCCAUCAACCUUGGAGGCAGUUGAUGCUCAUCCUACACUCCCAAACCCGUUCAAAAACGUUCUGAAGCACUUCUCGAACCGUAAUAUCGGCCUCGUCGUGCGUCUUAACUCGGAACUGUACUCGCCAUCGUACUUUACUGCACUUGGAAUAGAGCACUUGGACAUGAUCUUCGAUGAUGGCACUUGUCCAUCUCUUAGUGUCGUUCGCAAGUUCAUCAAGCUCGCCCACGAAAUGAUCACGGUGAAGAAGAGAGGAAUUGCUGUUCACUGCAAGGCAGGACUUGGCCGGACUGGGUGCUUGAUUGGAGCCUACCUGAUCUACCGCUAUGGCUUCACUGCUAACGAGAUCAUUGCAUACAUGCGCUUCAUGCGGCCAGGAAUGGUUGUUGGUCCUCAACAACAUUGGCUGCACCUGAACCAGGGAACUUUCCGUGAAUGGUGGGUAGAAGAGCAAUUUGAGGAGAAAAUGAAGGCGAAGCUGGCAACCAUGGCACCAAGCACACCAACAAGACAAGGCCAAAAGCCUUACCUUGCCAACAACCAGAUUGCCACCCCUCCCAACCGACGAUCACCACUUGGAGAAGUCGACAACGAGCAGCGAAAUAGCAUCGGUAUCCAAGAAGACUGCCUCCCAGCUCCAACACCAGGGCAGCCCAGAAAGACAAGCAGGGCAGUGGACCGCCACCACCCAUACAGCCGCAACGUCUCCACAUCCUACAGCACGACAGAGGACGAGCAUACGCUGCAACGAGAAACAGAAAUGAUCUCCAUCCAUCGCCAAUCCCUCGACGACCCCGAAGGCGAAGACGAAUGGCAAGUCCGCAUGCGCACCAACCGCAAACCCUCGCGUUCGCCCGGCCGCAGCGAGAAGAGCUCCCGCUCCAUCAGCCAAACAACCACCACAAUCUACACCAGCACCAUCGAUAAUGAUAGCAGAAACGAUAUCGAGAACAUCGGCGCGUCACCAAACCGUCCCAAGACGCCUGGCACAGUGAAGUCUGGCAGUGGCUCAAGCACGCUCAACAAAGUCCGCGGCAGCCCAAAGCGCAGUGGCGAUAGCUUGCGCAACAAGGAGCCAUCUGGGGUCCGCAAGACGAGCGGGCGCGUAGGCAGCGUCAACGCGUCGCGGAAGGUGUCGGGGUUGUAG